UCGAACACGUGGAACCUCACACCACUAUAUAUUCCAAACCUCACCCUACUCCACCAGAAGCCUCGAACCCUAACCCCUCUUUCUGCUUCUCUUCUCUCGCGAAAUCUUCACCUCACUAGAUCUGUUCUCUAUUCUCGAUCCAAGAGAUUAGAGGUUGAAGAUGGUGUCUGACGCGAGCAAGAAGAAGGCGGCACAGAAGAAAGCGGCCGCGGCGGCUAAGAGAGGAGGCAAGGCGGCUACCGCUGCGGCUUCGUCGAAAGCGGCGGCGUCUGACAAGGCUGCCGACAAGCUCGCUAAUGGAAUUGCGGAUAUGCAGAUUUCCGAUAGGACCUGUACCGGCGUCCUCUGUUCGCAUCCUCUCUCGAGGGAUAUUCGGAUAGAAUCUCUAUCAGUUACUUUUCAUGGACAUGAUCUGAUAGUCGAUUCUGAGUUGGAGCUGAAUUAUGGAAGACGUUAUGGGUUGCUUGGGUUAAAUGGUUGUGGAAAAUCUACCCUGCUUACAGCAAUAGGUCACCGAGAACUUCCUAUACCAGAGCACAUGGAUAUUUAUCACCUUACCAGGGAGAUUGAAGCCUCUGACAUGUCUGCAUUGGAAGCUGUCGUGAGCUGUGAUGAGGAAAGGUUGAGAUUGGAGAAAGAAGCUGAAACUUUGGCAGCACAGGAUGAUGGGGGUGGUGAAACUCUCGAACGUAUUUAUGAACGAUUAGAAGCCUUGGAUGCAUCAACUGCAGAAAAGCGUGCUGCUGAAAUUUUACACGGUCUUGGGUUCGACAAAAAGAUGCAGGCAAAGAAGACUCGUGAUUUUUCUGGUGGCUGGAGAAUGAGGAUUGCUUUAGCACGAGCUCUAUUUAUCAACCCGACCAUUCUUCUACUUGAUGAACCAACCAAUCACCUUGAUUUGGAAGCUUGUGUGUGGCUGGAGGAGAGUUUGAAGAAUUUUGACCGUAUUAUGGUUGUGAUUUCACAUUCCCAGGAUUUUCUUAAUGGUGUCUGCACGAAUAUCAUUCACAUGCAAAGCAAACAAUUGAAGAUGUAUACUGGUAAUUAUGAUCAAUAUGUUCAGACACGAUCUGAACUGGAAGAGAACCAGAUGAAGCAGUACAAGUGGGAGCAGGAACAGAUUUCCAACAUGAAAGAAUACAUUGCCCGAUUUGGGCAUGGAUCAGCAAAAUUAGCUCGCCAAGCUCAGAGUAAGGAGAAAACUCUUGCAAAAAUGGAGCGGGGUGGACUUACAGAGAAGGUAGCAAGAGACUCAGUUUUGGUAUUCCGCUUUGUUGACGUGGGAAAACUUCCACCACCUGUGCUCCAGUUUGUUGAAGUGUCAUUUGGUUACACUCCUGAUAAUCUCAUCUACAAGAACAUUGACUUUGGAGUUGAUUUAGACUCCAGGAUUGCUCUUGUUGGACCCAAUGGAGCUGGGAAGAGUACAUUACUGAAACUAAUGACAGGUGAAUUGGGUCCUACAGAUGGCAUGGUUCGACGCCACAAUCACCUUCGCAUUGCACAAUAUCACCAGCACUUGGCUGAAAAGCUGGACAUGGAAAUGUCUGCUCUUCUGUAUAUGAUGAGAGAGUACCCUGGAGUUGAGGAAGAGAAGAUGAGAGCAGCUAUUGGGAAGUUUGGACUGUCGGGCAAAGCGCAGAUCAUGCCUAUGAAGAACUUAUCUGAUGGGCAGAGGAGCCGUGUGAUAUUUGCAUGGUUAGCUUAUAGACAGCCUCAGAUGCUACUUUUGGAUGAACCAACUAAUCAUUUGGAUAUUGAAACAAUUGACUCACUGGCUGAAGCAUUGAAUGAAUGGGAUGGUGGUCUGGUGCUUGUUAGCCAUGAUUUUAGGCUCAUAAACCAGGUAGCCCAUGAGAUAUGGGUGUGUGAAAAUCAAGCUGUGAAAAAAUGGGAGGGUGGUAUUAUGGACUUCAAGCGACAUCUCAAGGCAAAGGCUGGUUUAUCUGACUAAAGUGAAGAAGAUAGUUAGAUGGGUGUUGCUGCUGCUGCUGUUUAACGAUUAAGAACUUAUAGCACAAUGUAGGGUGGGUGUUGCUGCGUAUAAGUGGAUUUCUAUAAUGGUGAUAAUAGUUGAGUUGAUUGGCAAGGAACCGGUGUAGAAAUCGGUUCAAACUUUUUUUGUGCCGAGAAGUCCUUUCACCCCCGUAAGAUUGGUAUUAUUUUUGUUUUUCAUUAUUUGUUGCGCUUAUCAAAUUUGGUUGCUUGGUUGAUAACCAGCAUGAUAGAUAACAUAGUAGAUGUGAUACCUAUCUGAAUCUACUAGUUGUACACGGCUUAAUUUAUGAACCAUAUGUGUUGUACCGAGAGCAUUAUUUUUACGGUAAUAUAAACUCUCAUUUUUCUGCUAAUAA
Molecule: messenger RNA, 2354 nt
Organism: Lotus japonicus
Lineage: Eukaryota; Viridiplantae; Streptophyta; Magnoliopsida; Fabales; Fabaceae
Product: ABC transporter F family member 1
Exons: 6
Coding region: 161-1954 (597 amino acids)
Molecular function (GO): ATP hydrolysis activity; ATP binding
Source: RefSeq, a predicted model, not a curated record